CCGGGUCCGGGCAUAUCGCGCUUUCUAGCCACUCGCCAUGGCUGACCUCAAACUGCCGUCGUGGAAAGAUCUGCCACCCGUAGAGGGUAUGCCACAUGGCUGCGCCUGGGGCCUGUUUGACAAGGAUGGCACCCGAGACGAGAUAGGCACCUUGAACCUCCUUACGCCCGAGACUGUGGUCAAGGCCCGAGAAGAGAUCCAGACCGGCAAGAGUGUUGUUCUCAAUUGGCCCAUUGACCACGUCCAUGAGCCGGGAUUUGACCGCAUUAAGCCGACCGUUAACAUCACCGACUGGCGGGCCAAGGGGUCUCCUUGGUAUUCAUACGACGAUGAGAUUAGUAUUAACACUCAGUCCGGGAGUCAAUGGGAUGGUCUAAGACACUGGGGCCAUAGCGGGACGGGACUGUAUUAUAAUCGCAUACACCACGACGAGCUCUUGAAAACGGACCGUAUUGGGAUUGACCACUGGAGCAAGCGCGGAGGUAUCGUCGGGAGAGGCGUCCUCCUAGAUUAUGUCGCCUAUGCAGCUCGCCACAACAUUACGUACGAUGCCAUGACCCGGCACCGCAUUACCCUGGACGUUUUGAAGGACAUUGCCAAAGAAGAAAACGUGGUCUUGCGUCCCGGGGACAUCUUGCUCGUCAGGUCGGGUUGGAUCAAAUGGUACAACGAACACAGCCCCGAAGAGCGCGUCGCCAAGGUCAAGAAUGGAUCGGAAUACGUGGGAGUGGAUGGCUCAGAGGAGGUCGUCGAGUGGAUUUGGAACUCUCAUUUUGCAGCCGUUGGUGGUGAUGCCAUUGGCUUUGAAGCCUGGCCACCGCAGCUACCGUGGUGUCUGCACGACUUUGUCCUUGCGCUCUGGGGGAUGCCGCUCGGGGAGCUGUGGGACUUGGAGGCGUUGGCAGCCGAGUGUGAGAAGCAGCAACGAUGGAGCUUUUUCGUCACCAGCGCGCCGUUGAACACCCCAGGAGGGAUUGCGAGUCCCCCUAACGCGAUAGCCGUCUUCUAG
Messenger RNA from Cladophialophora immunda, 1009 nucleotides. RefSeq lists its product as uncharacterized. The transcript has 5 exons. Bases 38 to 1009 code for a protein of 323 amino acids. NCBI's taxonomy places the organism in Eukaryota, Fungi, Ascomycota, Eurotiomycetes, Chaetothyriales, Herpotrichiellaceae. The record is from RefSeq and is a predicted model, not a curated record. Gene Ontology annotation, molecular function: arylformamidase activity.